CUUGGGGAGGAUGACAGCGUAGAGGCGGAAAGUGGACUAAGUUCAAUGAGGGCUCUCACUCAGUCAGCACCAUGCUAACUGGGACUUUGAGAGAUGUGACCAGCUCUGCACGGCUGUUGUGACUGUACGCCUGAAGUCCAAACCUUGUGGCAAUCCUAUCCAGUCUGUUUCUGAAUUUGAACCCGCCACCGAACGUUACCGCCGGCCCGCGACCUCUAGGCUCCGUGCGUUGGGAGGAAAGUUUGGUAUUUGCUGGUUCUUGGACCAUACUUCGGGCGAUGAGUGAAAGGAGGCGAUCAGCAGCUGCCCUCAGUUCAAGGGCUCACGCCUUCUCGGUGGAAGCACUGAUCGGGACAAAUAAAAAGAGGAAAAUCCAGGAAUGGGGCGAGAAGACAAUGGAACUGAGUGUGGACAGUAUAAGCCCGGACUCGGAGCACGCAGACAACGUGGAUUCAAGCCAGUGUAUGGAGAUCAACUCCGAGUCCCAGCUGAGCUCGGAUCAAGAGCAGAGCCCAGGAGCAGACAGCGAGAGCCCAACCCAACACACUGCUUGUUCCUACAGUUCUCCUGCCGAACUCACUCCCAACUCCACCACGUCUCUUCCAACCUCUUCCAUGGAUGAGAUUCAGAUGGAAUUGCAAUGUGUUGAUCUUUGGAAAAGAUUUCAUGACAUUGGCACUGAAAUGAUUAUUACCAAAGCUGGAAGGCGAAUGUUCCCAGCAAUUAGAGUGAAGAUCACAGGGCUGGAUCCUCACCAACAAUACUAUAUAGCAAUGGAUAUCAUUCCUGUUGACAACAAGAGAUACCGAUAUGUUUAUCACAGUUCAAAGUGGAUGGUUGCUGGGAAUGCAGAUUCGCCAGUGCCUGCUCGAGUCUACAUCCAUCCAGAUUCUCUAGCUUCUGGGGACACAUGGAUGCGACAAGUCAUCAGCUUUGAUAAACUCAAACUUACAAACAAUGAGUUGGAUGAUCAAGGGCAUAUAAUUCUUCAUUCCAUGCACAAGUACCAGCCGCGGGUGCAUGUGAUCCGAAAAGACUUCAGCAGCGAGCUGUGCCCGACUAAGCCAGUGCCUGCAGGAGAAGGGGUGAAAACCUUCACUUUCCCGGAGACCGUCUUCACCACAGUCACAGCAUAUCAGAACCAGCAGAUUACAAGGCUGAAGAUCGACAGAAACCCGUUUGCCAAAGGAUUCCGAGACUCGGGCAGAAACAGAACUGGUUUGGAGGCCAUCAUGGAGACAUAUGCCUUCUGGAGACCUCCUGUUCGGACCCUCACAUUUGAGGAUUUUACCAACAUGCAAAAGCAACAAGGAGGUAGUACAGGAACAUCACCAACAACAUCUAGCCCAGGAACUCCAUCCCCUUCAGCAUCUUCCCAUCUACUGUCUCCAUCCUGCUCCCCGCCUACUUUCCACCUGGCCCCAAACACCUUUAAUGUUGGCUGCAGGGAGAGUCAAUUCUGCAAUCUCAACCUCUCUGAAUACCCAGCCUGUGCCCGAGGCAACAUGGCUACCUUGCAGAGUUAUCCUGCUCUAGCUGAGGGUGGAUACAAUCGACUACAAGGUCCUAGCGCUUCUUCUCAACCGCCAACAGAAACGUUUGUUCCACAGAAGACACCUUCGCUAAUCUCUGCAGUACCCACCCCUUCUUCAUUACAAGGCAAUAACAAGAUGGAUGCUUACAGCAGUCAACUGCCACCAUUUACUGCUUCCCAGUUUCAGUACGUCAUGCAAACAGGAAGUCCUAACUCUAACACCUCUUCAUCUCACAUGUUUAGUGGUAGUCAUGUCCAACAGAGUUCCUACAAUGCUUUCUCUUUACACAAUCCAUAUAACCUUUAUGGUUACAACUUUGCUGCCUCCCCUAGACUGGCAGCCGGCCCUGAGAAACUUAAUGCCUCCCAAAGCACUUUACUCUGCUCCUCCUCUCCCAAUGGGGCCUUCAGCGAGAGACAGUUCUUGUCCACGGGAAUGGAUGGGAUGCAUGUGAUUGGCUCCACUCCUUCCCAGCAGCCUCAGAAUACUUGUGACACUAGACAAUAUGGGACUAUCCCAGGGAGUUCUUCUCAAAUGUCAGUGCAUAUGGUAUAAGAAGAAUAUUUAACAACGAAGUCUGUACCUGAGUUGUCCAUACACACACAGCACUAUGCACUAGGGCCUCCACAUUGGGUUAAUUUCAAUACUAGCAAAAAUAGCAAAAUUGUCUCCAAAUAUUAAUCUUCUUAAUUAAGUCAAAAUCCUACAAGGCCCCAUAACACUUCAAAACUAAUGAUAUUGGGAGAAACAAACCUGAGUGAAACUAUAUUGAGUGCAGAAAAUAUAAAUGUAAUUAGGUCUCCAUUCGUUGUCUAGAAUUUUUUUAUUCGCCAUCUUACACAGCUUCUAAUGCAUAAUUCUGCUUCUAUAAGCAACUUGAUUCCCCAAAACUGGACAAAUACCUGUCCCUUGCAGAAACACAUGUGAUUUGCACUGAAGCAUAUUGAAAUAUGUACUGACAAAGUAUGUUGUCUAGUUUUGAGGAAAAACUGCUCCACUUUCUCAAUACUCAGAAGUGUUAUGUCUCAUUUAGGAUUGUUCCUGUAUUCCAUAUUGUUGUGUCCGGAACUGUCCAAUCAGAAAGUUGUAUUGUAGCAUUUUUAAAAUGGCCCAUUCCAAUGUCACUUUGUGUUUGGCCCUUAACAGAAGAUCUUUGUUUUAAGUUUCUAAGAAACAAGCUCAUUUGUCUUUUUGUUUUCCUCUUCUUUUGCAAUUUUGCAAAACUGUAGUGUUGACAAGUUCAAUACCUGACUUAAACAAAGUGUAGAAAAUACAGUGUAUGUAUUUGAACUCACUGUGAAGAAAAUGCGAACAUUUCUAAUUGAUGCUGGAUAAAGCUAUUAAUAGUGAAACUUGGUUACUUCUAAAAUGCUCGUUUUAACUGACUGUGCACUCAUAAGAAUGGGAGACAAUGUUGUGCAAAGAACAAAAGCGUUUAACUAAUCCUAUUAGAUUAUUAGUCUACAAGGUUGUUCCAUUGGACUUCUUAGUUUGGAUGUGCCACAUGAAAUAGCAGAAAGGCACACAAAAUUUACUCCAUCUCUGGCUCUUAGCACAACAUAGCUUCACCAAAAGAAGAAUAAGCACUUAUUAAGAUGGUCACAGAACUUGGUGAAUUACCUGCAAGGAAACUAUUGACUCUUUUGUGCUAAGCGUUUGGAUCUGCUAAUCUAAUAAUGGGAACUUCUUCCAGUUCAAAUACAUGUGCUUGCGAAGAAGCAAUCUUCUGUAUAUGGAUCUGUAAAUCAAAUUAAAAAUGUAUCGGGAAUGAAA
Stegostoma tigrinum is the source of this 3308-nucleotide messenger RNA. RefSeq names its product T-box transcription factor 15 (gene tbx15). Gene Ontology annotation, biological process: cell fate specification; positive regulation of DNA-templated transcription; regulation of transcription by RNA polymerase II. The record is from RefSeq and is a predicted model, not a curated record. The transcript is spliced from 8 exons. Bases 279 to 2090 code for a protein of 603 amino acids. Gene Ontology annotation, molecular function: RNA polymerase II cis-regulatory region sequence-specific DNA binding; DNA-binding transcription factor activity, RNA polymerase II-specific. NCBI's taxonomy places the organism in Eukaryota, Metazoa, Chordata, Chondrichthyes, Orectolobiformes, Stegostomatidae. Gene Ontology annotation, cellular component: nucleus.